AUGGCACAACAACCCAUGGGAAUGUCCAAUGACAAACCCAUUAACGGAACCGCUGGAGCGUACCCCGGCGGAGCUCCGGGAAAAUGGUCGUUCGGACUUUUUGACUGCUUCUCUCCAUUUAGUACCUGUUGUUUGGCGUGUUGGUGUCCCUGCAUUCUUUACGGGAAGACACAAGAUCGGUACAAGGGCGACAACGACUCUAGUGGCAUCAACGGACAGUGCUGCGCAUUCUACUGUUUGAUGCACCUUGGGGGACAUUGCAUUCUCCAGUGCAUCAAUCGAGGCUCCACACGUGACAGAUAUGGUAUCGAGGGUGGGAGCGUGGGUGAUUUCUGCACAUCGUGCUGGUGUGGAUGUUGCACCUUGAUUCAGGAAGACAAGGAAGCCAUUGUGAGGACGACGGGCAUGAAUCCAAAGACCAAGCAGCCCUAUGUGAGUCCAGGACAGAUGAUGUAUCCAUGA
Molecule: messenger RNA, 462 nt
Organism: Fonsecaea pedrosoi CBS 271.37
Lineage: Eukaryota; Fungi; Ascomycota; Eurotiomycetes; Chaetothyriales; Herpotrichiellaceae
Exons: 3
Coding region: 1-462 (153 amino acids)
Source: RefSeq, a predicted model, not a curated record